AGCCAUUUUCAAAAGUCAGUUUGACUAAAAGGUUUAAAGCCCUUGUGUCUUCGAGUGGCUCCUCCACAGACCACCAUGUAAUUGACACAUGCAGUGAGGAUGUCAGUCUGCCCACCAGGAGUAUGUCAGUUGUGAGCGACACCAGUUUGAAGAGAGCCUCUCCUCUCCAUGGUUGUGGAUUGAGUGAAAGUUGUGAACCUCUUGUGGCUCUACAAGACGGAACAGUGGCAUUCAGCCAAGAAGGCUUUAGCAAAACUGCAAAGAAGACACUCAGCUUGAUCCUAAAUGUGAUCAAGUGCAGAUUGGCCAACUCUGAGAGUUCAUCUGUUGGGCAGAAUGCAAGUGAGGAGUGUCUGAUAGCCACUAACAUGUUAGACUCUCUACUGGAGAGCCUUGACCUGUUGCCUGACAUGAGCGCUGCCGAUGAGAUCACAAGGACAGAAUGCCAUACCUCUAACGCAAUGGACAAGACAGGUUCACAGUCAGCGCUUGUGAGCCAACAAGAAAUGAACAUAUCUGACACCGGUAUCAUAGUGAAAACUAUAAUGGACACAUUGAAGACAGACGACCCAGAGAUGACUUCAGCAGAAGAAAAUCUGGAUAGGCUUCUGUCAAUUGAAGCCCUUCAAGAUGCGUCUGGCAACCUGAUCGCAAAGGUCCAUGGUCUCAUUCAGGAGAUAACCAUAAGACGCCAGCUUCAAUCCAUGACUGGCCACAGAAGCCUCUCUCAACCAGCGCUGCCAAAGCCAGCACUGAGGAAGCUGUCAAAGGACGAUGCGUCAGAGCUCGUUUACAGCUUUGCCCACACUUCUGUUAGCAGACUCCUGGGGCAGUGUUUGGGUAGGCCUAUGCCACCCACUGCUGACAGGGUUUUGGAUCAGGUCAUCAAGUUGAUGACAGACAUGGUGAUGGACAGUCUGACUGAUCUGUCCAAGUCUGCAAUGGAGGGUGACACCAGCAAUGCCGCAAGUGACAUCACUCAUGGCGUUGUGGCUGACCUUAAUGCUACUGAGGAAUUCCCCGCCAGGGGCCUUAGCCCGGCUGAUGUAAAGGCUGACGGCAUGGCCCGCCUUCCCUCUGCCAGAGGGGAAGAGACUAAGAAGAACAGGAAGUGGCGCUUCCUACCCAAAAUUGGCAAGAUUCCAAAGAUCAGGAUGAAGCUGUUCAAGACAAAAGGGGAACCGAAGAGCCACCCUGAACAGGAUGCGCUGCCUACCAAACGUCUCAGAGAGACUCGUAUUUCACAGAAUGCUGAGUGUGAGGUUCCAGAGGUUCCAUCCACUUCCCCACCCAAGGAGGACCUGACAACCACACUGGCCCCUGCUCCCCAGGAGUCCCAGUCCCGUAAACGCCCUCUCAUAGUCAGGGUGUUACGAGCUAUCUCCAGAGCCGUCUCCAAACCAUUCAGAGGAGCUUUUGGGAAGAAGAAUUAGCCAAAUGCCUGAUUUUAUUACUAUUUUAAUCAGAGCCUUUAUUUAAUAAAACAUUACUGCAUUGA
Molecule: messenger RNA, 1498 nt
Organism: Salvelinus namaycush (lake trout)
Lineage: Eukaryota; Metazoa; Chordata; Actinopteri; Salmoniformes; Salmonidae
Exons: 4
Coding region: 123-1433 (436 amino acids)
Source: RefSeq, a predicted model, not a curated record